Messenger RNA from Botrytis byssoidea, 1608 nucleotides. RefSeq lists its product as uncharacterized. The record is from RefSeq and is a predicted model, not a curated record. Gene Ontology annotation, cellular component: membrane. The transcript is spliced from 4 exons. Gene Ontology annotation, biological process: carbohydrate transport; transmembrane transport. Bases 1 to 1608 code for a protein of 535 amino acids. NCBI's taxonomy places the organism in Eukaryota, Fungi, Ascomycota, Leotiomycetes, Helotiales, Sclerotiniaceae. Gene Ontology annotation, molecular function: carbohydrate:proton symporter activity.
AUGAGUAACGCUAUCACGGAAGAAAAGCCGACCUUAUCGGAGGUCGAAGCACAUCCCACCUCCGCCGACAUAGCUGUCUACCAUGAUGAGAAGAUCGAUGACAGAGCGCGCGCUAUCAAUGCCGAGCAAAUUGAACAUGACAUGACUGUGCUUCAGGCUGUGAAAGCCUAUCCCGCUGCCAGUUGGUGGGCAUUCGUCAUGUCAUGCACCAUUAUCAUGGAGUCCUACUGUGUUUUCCUUAUGGGGCAGUUCAUAGCCACGCAUGAAUUUGCCAAGGAUUUUGGUAAACAAAUCGGUCCCAAUACCUGGAUCAUCGAAGCCUCAUGGCAGUCCGCAUUUCAGUGUAGUGGACCAGUAGGUGCCUUCAUCGGCGUCUUCAUCGCAGGUCCCAUAACUAGUAGGAUCGGAUAUCGAUGGGCAACCAUUGGCGGUCUCAUGGCUCUGAACGCCUUCAUCUUCAUUUUCUAUUUCGGCAACAGCCAAGGCAUGUUUUUCGCGUCACAGAUCUUGGAAGGCAUUCCAUGGGGUAUUUUCAUCGCCAAUGCACCCGCUUAUUGCUCCGAAAUUGUGCCAUUGAGACUGAGAGCUCCAGCGACGCAGAUGCUGCAGAUGUUCUGGGCUAUUGGCGCACUUAUUGUCGGAGGUAUCACUUACCACUACCAAUCAAAGAAUGACUCUUCGGCGUACAGAGUUCCCAUUGCACUUCAGUGGAUGUUCCCCACUCCUCUCGCCAUUCUACUCUUCAUUGCGCCUGAAUCACCUUGGUGGCUUGUACGCAAAGGUCGUCUCGCCGAGGCAGAGAAGGCUAUUGCACGACUUGGGCGCGCUUCUGCAAAUGACAAUCCCGCAGACGCAGUCGCGAUGAUACGACGUACAAUCGAGCUCGAGAAGAGCGUGAAGCAGCCCAAUCUUGUUGAGCUAUGGAGAGGUACCGAUCUUUACCGAACUUUGAUUGUUUGCGGUGUAUACGCGUCUCAAAACCUGACGGGCAACCUGAUCGCUAACCAGGCGGUGUACUUUUUCAAACAGGCCGGCAUGGCAGACGAUACCGCAUUCGCUCUUGGUCUUAUCACUUCCGCCCUCCAGUUGAUCAUGGUCAUAGUCUCUUGGGUCCUCACUACCUACCUCGGUAGACGUACCAUUUAUGUCUAUGGUCAAUUCAUUGCCACUGGAUUUUUAGUCGCGCUUGGUAUUGCGGCUUCAGUUGGUCAUAGUAAGGCCGCUACUAAUGCGCAAGCAUCACUUGCCUUGCUCGUCUCAGUCCUUUUCUGUCUGGGACCUGCUCCUGCUUCAUGGGUCAUUAUUGGCGAGACUUCUUCCGUUCGUCUUAGACCACUGACGACCGGUAUCGGACGAGCUGCUUAUUACUUGGUCAAUAUUCCUUGUAUCUUCCUUGCUAGUUACAUGCUCAAUUCUGAUAAGUGGGACUUGGGCGGCAAGAGUGGCUACGUCUGGGCUGGCACUGCCUUGUUCUGCAGUGUUAUGUCUUGGCUCUUUAUUCCAGAGAUGAAGAAUAGAUCCUACCGUGAGAUCGAUAUCUUGUUUACGCGUAAAGUACAGGCUCGCAAAUGGUCGAGGACAGUGAUCGACAUCAACGAUGAUGAGUAG